AUCGGGAGCGCGCGCGGAGGCGGUCCAGGGCUACCUCGCUUCUGUCGGCUGUUUGCUGCCUGCUGCCUCCGCGCUUUAAAUAUCCAGGACGCCGCCGUGUGAGGAGCCUUUUCUCUCGCCUAGUUUGGGAUUAACCACGCCGCAUCGCAGCAUCGACGGCCGAGCGCCAGCAGGGCCCACGAUGUCCAGUGAAGUGCAGAGACCGGACGACAGCCCCAGCACCAGCGGGGGAAGCUCUGACAUCGAACAAAGGGAGUCCGUACCGCCGGAACAGGAGCGUGAGCAAGCACAGCCCAAAAAGAAGGAGACAAAGAUCUCGAGUAAAACCGCUGCUAAACUUUCAACUAGUGCCAAGAGGAUUCAGAAGGAGCUUGCUGAAAUUACAUUAGACCCCCCUCCAAACUGCAGCGCGGGUCCCAAAGGAGACAACAUCUAUGAGUGGAGGUCCACCAUCUUGGGACCCCCAGGCUCUGUGUACGAGGGUGGAGUCUUCUUCCUGGACAUCGCCUUCACACCCGACUACCCCUUCAAACCACCCAAGGUGACUUUCCGCACGAGGAUCUAUCACUGCAACAUCAACAGCCAGGGCGUCAUCUGUCUGGACAUUCUGAAGGACAACUGGAGCCCCGCCCUCACCAUCUCCAAGGUGCUGCUAUCCAUCUGCUCCCUGCUCACAGACUGCAACCCAGCCGACCCCCUGGUGGGAAGCAUCGCCACACAGUACCUGACCAACAGAACAGAGCAUGACAGGAUAGCCAAGCAGUGGACCAAGAGAUACGCCACAUAGACCACGCCCUCUUUGCCACGAGCCACGCCCCCUUUACAUCCCUUCCUCCCCCAAUGUACCACUCUCUACCUCUUUCUCGCCCUUCGUCUGUCAAAGCACACUCACUAAGUGCAUCAGAGUACCUGAACCCCCCCGCUCCUUUUCUUCUUCCCGCUCUUCUCCCUCCUCCACAUUUUAUCCAACUUUUCUGUGUUCAAAAAAAAAAAAAGUUAAGAAUAAACAACACAAAAAAUGUCCUUUUUUGUUCCUUGUUGACUUGAAAGCUUCUUUUUUAUACAAAGAGUAGAUUGGGAUUUUUAUUUUCCAAUAUGUGAAUGUUGGAAGUAUUGUAUUGGAAAAACACACACACACACACACACACUAUGAUAAUGAUGAUAGCAUUGUGUUCCUGCUCCACACACACACACACACACACACACACACACACACACACACUAUGUAUUCUCAUUUUCUAUGUGGCAUCUGGAACAAACAUGCAGACUUUCACGUUUCUCCUUUUUUUUUUGUUUCUGUUUGUCAUUCGAGUACGUUACCUGCAUGGAACAGGAAGGUUUGCGUCCAUGGACCCUUUAUGCUUUUGAACUUCCUCUCAUUUUGUUUGUACUGUAUGUAUUUUUUCAACGGCUUUUGAGGCAGGCCGCAAGCAAAAAGUGGAGGUCUGCCUGUGAAAGAGGCAGGACUUGUAUAUUUACUGGCUACCCGCCACCUUUGCAAAUUGCAGAGUGGUUUGUUGUGCACUUGUAUUACUGAAACACCCAAUAAAACACACUGUGGUUGGCUUGUGA
Dunckerocampus dactyliophorus (ringed pipefish) is the source of this 1572-nucleotide messenger RNA. RefSeq names its product ubiquitin-conjugating enzyme E2 E2. Gene Ontology annotation, biological process: protein polyubiquitination. Bases 182 to 787 code for a protein of 201 amino acids. Gene Ontology annotation, cellular component: nucleus. Lineage: Eukaryota; Metazoa; Chordata; Actinopteri; Syngnathiformes; Syngnathidae. The transcript has 6 exons. Gene Ontology annotation, molecular function: ubiquitin conjugating enzyme activity. The record is from RefSeq and is a predicted model, not a curated record.